Messenger RNA from Pundamilia nyererei, 1968 nucleotides. It is a transcript of the gene pcolceb, whose product is annotated as procollagen C-endopeptidase enhancer b. The transcript is spliced from 10 exons. Gene Ontology annotation, molecular function: protein binding; peptidase activator activity; collagen binding. The record is from RefSeq and is a predicted model, not a curated record. Bases 35 to 1738 code for a protein of 567 amino acids. NCBI's taxonomy places the organism in Eukaryota, Metazoa, Chordata, Actinopteri, Cichliformes, Cichlidae. Gene Ontology annotation, biological process: proteolysis.
ACUCUCGUCUUUCCCAAUCCGGGAGGACAGCAGGAUGGAGGACAGGGUGUGGACCCCCAUGUGCCUUCUUGUCAUUUUGUCCUUGGGAUGGACUGAUGCUCAGACUAAUGACACUAACGCAAGGCCAGUCUUCCACUGUGGAGGCCACCUGGUCAUAGACUCCGGCAUCGUGGCCAGUGAAGGUUUUCCCAGCUUGUACAAACCCAACAGCAAAUGCACCUGGUACAUCACUGUCCCCGAGGAUCAUGUGGUCAUGCUGUCUUUCCGCCUCUUUGACUUAGAGGCUGACCCCAUCUGCCGCUAUGACUACCUGGACGUCUACAACGGUCACUCUCGCCUAGUGCAGAAGUUAGGUCGAUUCUGCGGGACCUUCAGGCCCGGUGCCCUCAUCUCCACCUCCAACACCAUGAUGCUGGAGAUGGUGACGGAUGAAGCCACUGGUGGAAGAGGAUUUCUGGCUUCUUUCAAUGCAGGGAAGCCACAUAUGGAAGAGAACCAGUUCUGUGGAGGACGACUGACCAAAUCACAGGGCUCCGUAAAGACGCCCAACUGGCCCAACUCCAAUUACCCAGCAGGCAUCAGCUGCUCGUGGCACAUCUCCGUAGAGCCGAGCAAUGUGAUUGAGGUACAGUUUGAGAAACUGGAUCUGGAGCCUGACAUGUAUUGUCGUUAUGACUAUGUGGCCUUAUUUAAUGGGGGAGAAACGGAUGACUCGAGGAGGAUAGGGAAAUUCUGCGGAGACAAGCCACCAGGCACUAUAGUGACAAAUGGGAACGAGCUGCUUCUCCAGUUUGUGUCUGACCUCAGCGUGACCUCAGAUGGAUUCAUGGCCCACUACUCCAGCGUGCCUCGUGGGUCCCGCACACCCACUGCAGGAGGAGACUUUAUCCACAGACCUCAGAUAACCUCCACGACAAAAAUACCCACCAAACCAACCCCCAAACCACCCAAACCACCCAAAAGGCAACCAGGAAGGCCACCGCUAGUAAAGAAACCUCCACUAAACAGACCCACUACUACUAACAUCAAACCCACAUCUAAACCUAAACCUACAACUAAGCCUAAACCUAAACCUGAAAUUAAACCAACACUAAAGCCUAAACCUAAACCUGGAGUUAAACCUACACCAAAGCCCAAACCUACACCUAAACCCAAGGUCAUUAAACCAACUCUUAAACCAAGAGUCAAGGUUAAACCCACACCUAAGCCCAGUAUAAAACCCAAAGUGAAACCAGUGAAGCCAACCACUAAGGCAGGAGUUAAACCAACAGUCAAACCUAAGAUGAAACCCACAGCAUCAUCUCAACCAGGAGUAACCAAAGCAGUGACCAAGAAACCCGAUGUGAGCAAGAAACCUUUACCACUGAACCCACUGUGUACACAACCCUGUAAGCGGACUGGAACCCUCCAAACCAGCUUCUGCCCUCAUGACUUUGUGAUUACGGGUAAGGUUACGUUUAUAGAUCCUGGUCCAAGGGGCUCAGCAACCAUCGAGGUGUCACUGAUCAAGGCGUAUAAGACAGGAAGCCUCACCGUCACCAAAUCAGGACCCGCCAAAACAGUCACACUGACUUCUACCUGCAAGAAAUGCCCAGGGCUAAUCAAAGGCCGUAACUACGUGUUGAUGGGAAAAGUGGACACAGAGGGCAAUGGCCAUUUGAGCCCCUCCAGCUUCACCCUCCUCUUUAAGCCCGUUCAUUCAAAAGCACUGGAUGUCCUUUCUCGCAAAUCAUGCUGACAUCGUGGCCUAAACCACCAAUCAAACUGACAGCCUUGACUCUUUAGAAAAUGUAACAUUGCAUAAAGAGUGAAAAUAUUAUAAACAAUAUCCUGCAGAAUUUUUUUCAUAUUACAAUAUGGUUGUGAGAAGGAGUUACAUUUUAAACAUACGAUAUUAACAUAUUACUUUUGUAUUUUCUAUGUAAAUUAUAAAGUUUCUGUGUUAAAAGAUACAUAAUAAACACAGUU